Messenger RNA from Jaculus jaculus (lesser Egyptian jerboa), 581 nucleotides. Its product is annotated as pre-mRNA-splicing regulator WTAP-like. Gene Ontology annotation, biological process: regulation of alternative mRNA splicing, via spliceosome. Gene Ontology annotation, cellular component: nucleus. Lineage: Eukaryota; Metazoa; Chordata; Mammalia; Rodentia; Dipodidae. The record is from RefSeq and is a predicted model, not a curated record. The transcript has a single exon. The coding region runs from base 20 to 475 and encodes 151 amino acids.
UGGAGAGUGAGAAUUCAAGAUGACCAACGAAGAACUUCUUCCCAAAAAGGUUCGGCUGAGUGAGACAGACUUCAAAGUUAUGGCCUGGGAUAAGUUAAUUCUAAGAUGGAAAGAGUAUGAAGCAUAUGUUCAAGCUUUGGAGGGCAAGUACACAGAUCUUAACUCAAAUGAUGCCACUGGUCUAAGGGAGUCUGAAGAAAAACUAAAGCACCGACAGCAAGAGUCUGCACGCAGGGAGAACAUCCUGGUCAUGCAGCUAGCAGCCAAGGAGCAGGAGAUGCAAGAGUGUACGACUCCAAUCCACUAUCUCAAGCAAGACCAGCAGCCGAGUGUUGCCCAACUGAGAUCAACAAUGGUAGACCCAGCGAUCAACUUGUUUUUCCUCAAAAUGAAAGGUGAACUGGAACAGACUAAAGACAAACUGGAACAAGCCCAAAAUGAACUGAGUGCCUGGAAGUUUACGCCUGAUGGGUAAACAAAUCAUACUCCCCAGUCAAGACUUCCCUGACAGUCCCACCUCGAGAAAGCUGUGGUGGGACAGCCAAGUACUCCUUUCCACACCAAGACUCAGACUUUUUGAG